Molecule: messenger RNA, 1165 nt
Organism: Pelecanus crispus (Dalmatian pelican)
Lineage: Eukaryota; Metazoa; Chordata; Aves; Pelecaniformes; Pelecanidae
Gene: RFC4
Product: replication factor C subunit 4
Biological process (GO): DNA repair; DNA-templated DNA replication
Cellular component (GO): nucleus; DNA replication factor C complex
Molecular function (GO): DNA clamp loader activity; ATP binding; DNA binding
Source: RefSeq, a predicted model, not a curated record
GCUCAGCUCAGCUCAGCUCAGCUGAGCUCAGCUGAACCGAACCGGAGCCAUGCAGGCCUUCCUCAAAGGCCCGUCUUCCAUCAGCACCAAGCCCCCCGCUGCCAAGGAGAGGGGUGCGGCCGGCGCAGCGGGGAGCAGCGGGGAGGGCAAGAGGCUCAAACCCAUCCCCUGGGUGGAGAAAUAUCGGCCCAAAAAUGUGGAUGAAGUUGCCUUCCAGGAUGAAGUUGUUGCUGUGCUGAAAAAGUCCUUGGAAGGUGCUGAUCUUCCCAAUCUGUUGUUCUAUGGCCCACCUGGAACUGGAAAGACUUCUACUAUUCUAGCAGCUGCUAGAGAACUCUAUGGGCCUGAAUUAUUCCGGCAAAGAGUCCUUGAGUUAAAUGCUUCUGAUGAGCGUGGAAUACAAGUGAUUCGGGAAAAAGUGAAGGCUUUUGCUCAGCUAACUGCGACUGGAAGCCGUUCAGAUGGUAAAGUUUGUCCUCCUUUUAAAAUUGUAAUCCUGGAUGAAGCAGAUUCAAUGACUUCAGCAGCCCAGGCAGCCUUAAGACGCACAAUGGAAAAAGAAUCCAAAACAACACGUUUCUGCCUUAUUUGUAACUACAUCAGCAGAAUAAUUGAACCCUUAACAUCUCGAUGCUCCAAAUUCCGCUUCAAGCCUUUGUCAGACAAAAUCCAACAGCAGAGGCUAUUGGACGUUUCUGAGAAGGAACAUGUGAAAAUCAGUAGUGAGGCAGUAUCUUACCUUGUUAAAGUAUCAGAAGGGGACUUAAGAAAAGCAAUUACUUUUCUUCAAAGUGCCACUCGCCUAAUGGGUGGGAAGGAGAUCACAGAGAAGAUAGUCACUGAAAUUGCUGGGGUCAUCCCUAAAGAAACAACUGAUGAGCUGCUAUCUGUCUGCCAGAGUGGUUCGUUUGAAAAACUGGAAAUGCUGGCAAAGAAUCUCAUAAAUGAAGGGUAUGCUGUUGCUCAGCUUGUCAACCAGCUGCACGAUACUGUUGUUGAGAGCGAAGAUUACAGUGACAAGGAGAAAUCUGUCAUAGUUGAGAAACUUGCGGAAGUAGACAAAUGCUUGGCUGAUGGCGCUGAUGAAUACUUGCAGUUGAUGGGCCUCUGCGCCCUUGUGAUGCAGCAGCUAACGCAGAACACCUAACAGCUGCAACAGGGGCUG